Molecule: messenger RNA, 2586 nt
Organism: Caenorhabditis remanei
Lineage: Eukaryota; Metazoa; Nematoda; Chromadorea; Rhabditida; Rhabditidae
Exons: 4
Coding region: 1-2586 (861 amino acids)
Source: RefSeq, a predicted model, not a curated record
AUGACUCGUGUCAAUGAAAAAGACCUCCUGGCGGUUAUAAUGCUCGAGACCGCCAAAGCAACGGAGCCAUAUCCUAACAAGGAUAAUUUUGAGAAGUUCGCACGUGAAACAGGAACGAAAGCCUCCGUUUCUUCCUACAUCAAAACAUUCCGAAGAAUUGUGGACACUCUCGACACAGUCCGCAACUACAGUCUGGAAGAGAAAGCUCGGAUGCUGUUCAUGACGAGCACUCCGGUUGACGAGAAUAUGCUGGAGGAAAUGAGGGAGAUUGCGGUUAUUGAAGUAAACGAAGAUAAUCAAAUCAUAUCGUAUAAAUCGAAACAAGGACCGGAAGCGUUUCAAGGACAGCCAUGGAAGUUAAGGAAGAGAAGGAAUGGACAUAAAGGAAAGAAGAGCAGGCCGCAAGCAGCAGAUGAAAGUUUAGAGGAGUCCGAUGAAGAAGAGGUACUUGGAGCAGUUGUGGGACGAAAUGAAGAUUUGAAUGACUUGCAGGAGGAGCCAGAAUCCGAUCAGGUUGUUGAGAAAAGUGGAGAUACAGAAGACGUGGAGGACCCACUGAAUGAGCACGUGGAGGAUUCGGAGGUUCUGGAAGGAGCUGAUAACACUAUCAAUGUGAACUGUUCGGAUGAUUGUCAAUUGCCAAAAGAAGACCAUCAAGUGGAUACAGGUCUUGAUGGCAUCGUAACAGAACUUAUUCCAGAGGAUCUCAAUGAAAUUGUGGAAAAGUCUGAUAUGAUUCCAGGAGAAACCGAUGUAGCAGUCGAUGAAAUUGACAUGGAUUUUUUUCGGAAACAGUACUAUGAAGACUUGGAGGAUAUGGAGUCCCUGGAUCAGCAUAUGUUGGAUGUUGAUGAAGAAGGCGUCAAUGAAAACACUCUGGAGAUUCAGAAAAAAUAUUUCGGAGACUUAGAAGAACCAAUAGCGCAGCACAUGGAGAUCGAUGAGAUCCUUGAAGAAGCAAUCAAUGAAAACAAUCAGAACCCGGAAAGAGAAGACUCAUCCACACCGUCAGUCUUCUCCGAUUUUCCAUCUGAUGACGCCACUGGGGAUUCAGAAGGAUCAAUUCAAGAAGAUAUGGAUUCACUAUGUGAAUCACGAAUUGAAUACGUUGACAGUUUGGACAAAGAGCAUCUUAAUGAGUCAGAAGACAUGGAUAUCGACUUCUCAUUAGAUGAUGAUAUUGACUUGCUGAGCUCCUUAUCAGAUGAGACGAAUGAAGAUUCUGGAAAAAAUGAGCAAUUGAAUCAUCAAGUCGUCAGUAAUCCACCCAAGAAAAAUCUAAAGCGGAAAUUGGAAUCCCAGGGAGAUGGGCCAAUUGCAAAAAAGAUCCCAGGUGGAGAAAACGAAUCAUGGACAACCUUUCGCUCACUUGUCAAGAAUUAUGGUGGAAAUGAGAACCCGGAGGUGAAGGCAAUAUUAUCGAAUGAAGCCUUUCUGAAAUCUAUCAGUCCGGAAUUUCCAUAUUCCGAGAGAUCAAUCAGGGAUAUGCUGUCGAAAAAGGUCCAAGUGGCAGUGCAAACGGAUAGGGCGCCAACUUCUGUUCCCAGCUUCAUGAGAUUAAGUGGAUUCCACAACGCAUGGCUCAAAGCUCAAGAGCACCGAAAGAAGGCUCUAGAAGCCGUCGACGCACCACCAGCCCCUGAACCAGCUCCCAGCAAUCUCUUGAAAACAUCCGAAGCUCAGUCUAAGACAGUUGACUCGGAAAGUGCUCAUCCAGCUGGUACGACGAAGCCAGAGCGUCGGGAUUUAGGAUACAAAGAGCCAGGUGUCAGAUCUACUCACCCUCAGCCAAGUUUCAAACCGAAGUUGUUCGAUCAAGCAAUUCCACACGAACCUCUUGUCAGUUCUGUCGCUCCACCUGCCAUCGUAAAUCCAGAGCUCCAGGAGGAAACUAUCGCCACUUCACCUGCGGAGUUUUCCCAAUCUGAGAUAGCCCCUCCAGCUGCUAACACUGAAACGACCCCAGAUGUGAAAGCGCCAGUACCGAGAGUCAGCACGAAGCAAAAGCUUCCGGAUCCACGCCCAACAGUCAGACUGGAGAUCUUAGACCAAGGAAUUCCUCAUGAACUUCAUGUCAACGUCUCUGCACCCAACGUCAUCAUAAAACAAGAACGUCAAGAUGCUGAAUACAUAGAAGAGGAGGAGCCUGUUGAGCGUGUCCCCGAGAAACUGCUCACUAACCGUUUCUUUAUCAGUUUGGAGUCAUUUUUGAAUGAAAUGGAAUCCAAUGAGUUGAGAGGUCUACUCCAACGGAUCAAGGAAGUCAGAGAGAAUGGAGAGACUAGUGGACUCAAGUUCAACGCAGAAACCUUAUCAGUUGUUGUCGAUGUCUUGUUGGCCUCUUUGGUUAAGAAGAGCAUGAAUGACGAGAUUUGUAAACGGUCGACACUGCUCCCAUUAAUGAACGAGGUGUUGGAUAAGUUCUUGUUUCAAAUGAAAGCGAUUGGAUGCUCCAAAAUGACACUUGAUGUCACUAUGCUUGUGGAGUCUGAGAAGAAGAGGAUUGAGAAGGAAGUAACAAGAGUGAGCUAUAAACUUAUAGCUGAUCAAUUCUCCAAAAUGAUUGAUAAUUUGAUGCCACUUUAA